Molecule: messenger RNA, 1242 nt
Organism: Fusarium venenatum
Lineage: Eukaryota; Fungi; Ascomycota; Sordariomycetes; Hypocreales; Nectriaceae
Source: RefSeq, a predicted model, not a curated record
AUGACAGACGAGACAUUAGCUUCGCAAGCUCCCGACGAGGUCAGCGGUCAAGCUGCCUUCUGGAUUCUCGUAACGCUAGCUACCGCUGCUAUCGUUCAGCCAUCAGCAAGAAGCAGACGAAAAGGCCGCGAUGUGUUUGAUGGCAACAUAGAUCUUCUACGAUGUAUCCCGGCUGUUUGUUUCCUUGACUCUAUUGCCGACCUUGUUUCACUAGGAAACGCCAUCUAUCGGGCAUUUUCUAAGCCAACGCCAACGCAAAAUGCUCGCCGAAGGAUUUUCCCUCAAAUGAGUACGUUCAUUGUCAAAUUGGCCCUGUCUACGGUCACGGUGCUGCCUCAGACCAUCAAAGUGGCCAGUUUGAAGGGUGUCCCGGCAACACAGGCUUGUGCGUUUCUAUUUUUCAUCGCCACUACGACCAGACUCGUGGUAGACGUUUGUGGUCUGGAGGCUGACUCAAACUACACAAAUGCUCGAGACAAAGUUCUCUCACUGAGCAUACCAGCACUGGUAGCAUUAUUUCUCCAAUUGCCGUUCGAAGUUUGGAUAUGGUAUAAUAUUAGUUUUUCCGCCACCUUGAACCUGUCGACCAAUAUGGAGAAUGUCUGUUCCUGGUUAACGAUUGUCUGUAUCGCAGUAUUGUUCAUGCAACCUCUUAUAUGGAUGUUGUACCUUAUUGCACGGCGAAGAUUGGAUGUCUCGGCAUCUCCAUACAUGGUUCCUAUGCGCGGGUUCUACAUGUUACUUGUUAUUCUAGGAGUAUUCAAGAAGCCUGGUGUGCACAGAGAAUCAGAAUCGGAAUCGGAUACAGGACCGCCACCGUCAUGGACGGAUCGUCUGAGUUACACAAUAAGUCUAAUGCUUUGCGUCGCCCUCGUUAGCAUAGCUGUGACCAAGAUACUAGAUGCUCUUGGAAAAUUAGUCCCUCGCGGAGAUGACACCGUGUCAGCGACCAAUGCCCCAUCUGAUAUACCGACCGAGGGACCUUUACCUGAACAAGAAGGCACCACCGAUGAUAAUUUGGAUUUACAGGAGUCGCCGUCAGUGGGAUUAUCUGCGACUUGGUUUGGAAGAGUUGGCGCUAUUAUUGACCGCUGGCUUGUACGUGCCCUUACUAUACACUCAAGGGCUAGUGUGGGUAUUUUCCUAACUAUCUUUAACUUAAUCACUACGGUGAUUUAUUACUUGGUGUACUUCAAUGGUUCUGGUACUGUAAACCCGAAUUGGACCAGUGUCUUGGGAUGA